AUGAAAAGGGAGGAGGCAAGUGACAGCAGCUCUAAAGAAUCUAAGAAGUCUGAUGUUUCUAGUUCACAAAAAAGUCAGCCUAAGAAUAUUGUGGGAGGGCCAAGGGUAAUAGAGCCCGUCUUUGAGCAAAGAGAACCACUAGACGAUCGGAUAAAGAGCCAAAUAAUACUUUCACUAGCAACGUUCACAGACGAAACGCCUCCAACCAGAAUAUGUGAAACUUUAAAAGGCAUGCUUGAUAGCAAGUUUGGAAAGGGGUGGUGCGUGUUUGCCGGGGCCCAUUUUGCCGGGAGCUGCACAUUUGAAGAGAAAUACUUUGCACAGAUAUCAUUCGGCACAUACUCAAUAACUGCAUUUAGGAUAUUCAUCCCGGGAAGUUAA
Molecule: messenger RNA, 381 nt
Organism: Encephalitozoon hellem ATCC 50504
Lineage: Eukaryota; Fungi; Microsporidia; Unikaryonidae
Product: dynein light chain-like protein
Exons: 1
Coding region: 1-381 (126 amino acids)
Biological process (GO): microtubule-based process
Cellular component (GO): dynein complex
Source: RefSeq, a predicted model, not a curated record